Molecule: messenger RNA, 141 nt
Organism: Entrophospora candida
Lineage: Eukaryota; Fungi; Glomeromycota; Glomeromycetes; Entrophosporales; Entrophosporaceae
Source: the annotation of a GenBank genome assembly
GGAUGGAUUAUGAAUUUUAAAAGAAGGAAUAAUAUUAAAGAGUACUAUAAAUUAGGUGAGGCAGCUAGUGCACCGAUUAAUGAAUUGCCUACAUUCAGAAGUGAGUUACAAUCUGUAAUUUCACAGUAUGAUUUAGAAGAU